CUCUGUUUUGUAACUCAAAAAAAAAACAUUUUUUUUUUUUAUUUCUCUUACUCUCUUUCUUUUUAUAUUAAACUUUUUUAUAACUUACUAGAAAAAUUCUUGUUGAAUAUUUCAUCUAAUCAUGACAAGUAUUCUCUCUGAUCGCCAGAAAGAUGAGUUACACAAGGCUAUAUUGGAUUACCUCAGUGCGAGUGGAUUUACAGAAUCCUUUAAUACUUUGAAAUCUGAAACACAUAACGAAAAUUUCGCCUCUGACCCAAAGCAAAAGUAUUCGGGUUUAUUAGAAAAGAAGUGGACUUCAGUUAUACGAUUACAAAAGAAGAUCAUGGAAUUGGAAACAAAGUCAGCACAAAUGCAGGAAGAAAUCAAUAAUGCACCUAUCCGGAAACAAACAAGUUCAGUCGAUUGGAUCCCUCGCGCCCCUGAGAAACAGAGCAUGACAGGUCAUAGGAGUCCAAUCACUCGUGUCGUCUUUCAUCCUGUCUAUCAAAUCUUAGCAUCCUCUUCUGAAGAUUCAACUAUCAAAAUUUGGGAUUAUGAAACGGGUGAAUUCGAAAGAACAUUGAAAGGGCAUACAAAGGCUGUACAAGAUAUCGCUUUUGAUCCCAAAGGCAAUUUCCUUGUGUCUUGUUCCGCUGAUCUCACAAUCAAGGUAUGGGAUGUCAAUAACGAUUACAACUGUAUCAAGACUUUGUUUGGUCAUGACCAUAGUGUAUCUUCAGUUGAUUAUUUACCUUCGGGCGACACCAUCCUAUCAUCAUCACGUGACAAAACCAUCAAACUAUGGGACGCCUCCUCAGGUUAUUGCUUGCGAACAUUAAGUGGACAUUUGGAUUGGGUAAGAUCAGUUGUACCCAGUGAAGAUGGUCGAUAUCUGAUUACAGCAUCCAACGAUCAAACGGCGAGACUUUGGGAUAUUCAAACGGGAGAGUCAAAAAUGGAAUUUAGAGGUCAUGAGCAUGUACUUGAAUGUGCUAUUUUUGCACCCAUUAAUUCAUACCCGUAUAUUCAAGAGUUAAUUGGUGAUGAGAAUAAAUCAAAAGACCAGUUACCCGGACAGUAUGUUAUUACGGGAUCCAGAGACAAAACAAUAAAGAUCUGGAAUACAAAUGGACAAUUAUUACACAAUAUGGUUGGACAUGAUAAUUGGAUUCGAGGAUUGGUGGUUCAUCCCAGUGGAAAAUACUUGCUGAGUGCUUCGGAUGAUAAAACAAUCAAGAUUUGGGAUUUAAAGACUGGACGAUGCUCUAAAACACUGGAAGCUCAUUCACAUUUUGUAACCUGCAUAGCUUACUGUCAUACCAGUCCUGUUGUUGCAACAGGUAGUGUCGAUCAAACAAUUAAACUUUGGCAAUGUCGAUAAGUAAAAAAAAAAAAAGAAAAGAAAGAAAGAAAGAAAGAAAAAAAGCCUAUUCCAAUACCACCUUAUAAAGAUUUUUCCAUAUUGUUAUAAUUUUUUUUUUAUAUAUCUUUUUACUUUUUUCUAUAUAAUUUCCCCCAAUCACACAUAUUACACCCUUUUUUUUUAUUAUUAUUAUAUAUAUACAUAUAUCUCCCCCCCCCCCAACCCCCUUUUUU
Molecule: messenger RNA, 1578 nt
Organism: Mucor mucedo
Lineage: Eukaryota; Fungi; Mucoromycota; Mucoromycetes; Mucorales; Mucoraceae
Product: putative platelet-activating factor acetylhydrolase ib alpha subunit
Exons: 9
Coding region: 122-1363 (413 amino acids)
Biological process (GO): nuclear migration; vesicle transport along microtubule; establishment of mitotic spindle orientation
Cellular component (GO): microtubule associated complex; kinetochore; nuclear envelope
Molecular function (GO): microtubule plus-end binding; dynein complex binding
Source: RefSeq, a predicted model, not a curated record